Messenger RNA from Melanotaenia boesemani (Boeseman's rainbowfish), 1688 nucleotides. Its product is annotated as E3 ubiquitin/ISG15 ligase TRIM25-like. NCBI's taxonomy places the organism in Eukaryota, Metazoa, Chordata, Actinopteri, Atheriniformes, Melanotaeniidae. The transcript is spliced from 2 exons. Bases 1 to 1116 code for a protein of 371 amino acids. The record is from RefSeq and is a predicted model, not a curated record. Gene Ontology annotation, molecular function: zinc ion binding.
AUGGAGCAGAAAGAUCAGCUGGACCAAAAAAUCUUCUCUUGUUCCAUCUGUGUGGAUCUACUGAAGGAUCCGGUGACUAUUCCCUGUGGACACAGCUACUGUAUGAACUGUAUUAAAAGCUUCUGGGAUGGAGAGGAUCAGAAGGGAAUCUACAGCUGCCCUCAAUGUAGGCAGACCUUCACACCGAGACCUGUCCUGGAGAAAAACACCAUGUUAGCAGCUUUAUCAGAAGAGGGGAAGAAGACUGGACUCCAAGCUGCUCCUACUGAUCACUGCUAUGCUGGACCUGAAGAUGUGGCCUGUGAUUUCUGCUCUGGAAGAAAACUGAAAGCCAUCAAGUCCUGUUUAGUCUGUCUGGCCUCUUACUGUGAGAAACACCUUCAGCCUCAUUAUGAUGUGGCUCCAUUAAAGAAACACAAGCUGGUGGAGCCCUCCAAGAACCUCCAGGAGAACAUCUGCUCUCAUCAUGAUGAGGUGAUGAAGAUGUUCUGUCGUACUGAUCAGAAGUGUAUCUGUUAUCUUUGCCCUGUGGAUGAACAUAAAGGCCACGACACAGUCUCAGCUGCAGCAGAAAGGACUGAGAGGCAGAGAGAGCUGGAGGUGAGUCGACAAGAAAUCCAGCAGAGAAUCCAGGACAGAGAGAAAGAUGUGAAGCUGCUUCAACAGGAGGUGGAGGCCAUCAAUCACUCUGCUGAUAAAACAGUGGAGGACAGUGAGAAGAUCUUCACUCAGCUGAUCCGUCUCAUCCAGAAAAGAAGCUCUGAUGUGAAGCAGCAGAUCAGAUCCCAGCAGGAAACUGAAGUGAGUGGAGUCAAAGAGCUUCAGGAGAAGCUGGAGCAGGAGAUCACUGAGCUGAAGAGGAAAGAUGCUGAGCUGAAGCAGCUCUCACACACAGAGGAUCACAACCAGUUUCUACACAACUACCCCUCACUGUCAGCACUCAGUCCUCGGUCCUCCAGAGUAGGAGUGUAUCUGGAUCACAGAGCAGGUAUUCUGUCCUUCUACAGCAUCUCUGAAACCAGGACUCUCCUCCACAGAGUCCAGACCACAUUCACUCAGCCGCUCUAUGCUGGAGUUGGGAUGAGUUCUGAUCACAAAAGUGUCAAGUUUUGUUAACCUGAUUAGACAAAAGUAACUGAGGCUUCAGAUUAUUUUAUAAUAAUUUUGUGUCAUUGUUCUUUUUUUCUUAUUUUUAUAAUUGUAAUAAUUUCUUCUGUGAAUUGUUUUCUCCACCAAAGAUCAUGUUUAUAGACUCGGUAAAGACGAUUGAUUAAACAGAUGAAAAAGUGUAAAAACUGAGUUCAUGUUUGAAGACAUUUAGUUGAGUCCUGACAUGUUAAAUAACAGAUGUGUCAGUGUGAGCUUGACAUGAUUUCAUGGGUUGUGUUUUCUUCAUCUUCUUCUUUAACUUGUGUUGAUUCACAUUGAGGCUCAUCAGAUGUAAAGUUUGUAUUUUCAGCUCAUUUUGUCUGAGGUGUAAUAUUUCAGUCUGAAAGAAACAUGUUGACUCAUUUUAAGCAUCAAUACAUAAUAACUGAUGCUUGAUGGAGAUUUAUAUGGAGAAUUUUUCUUUGUAAUGAUGCUCUCUGGCACAUAGAUCAUGUGUGAGAUACUGAAAAUGAAACUUAAAAUGUUAUCAUUUAUUCUGCAUGUUGAUACUUAUAUAUGUGAUACUGUGAGUGUGUUGU